AUGUGCCCAAUACUCUAUGAACAAUUUCAAAUUUUCAAAAAAUUAACCAAAGAAGAACAAGCAUUGAUACGGAAUUCUCAAUGCGGUUACGAUGCGAGAAUAGAGGAUCGUGAAAAUAGGGUUUUGGUUUGUUGUCCCCAAAACACUGAACAGUGUGGAGUGGUUAAGAAUACGGCGUCGCAUUUGAGUGCUGGAAGUAAACCCAUCGAUGCGAAGAUACCUAUAAAUGAUGGAGAAUAUCCAUGGAUGACAUUGAUCGAAUAUGAGUACAAAGAAGAUCCCAGCAAACACGAAUAUCUAUGCAGUGGCAGUUUAAUCAAUUCCAAUUACAUCCUGACAGCAGCUCAUUGUGUCACCAAUAAGAAAUGGACAGCCAAACGUAUUUGGUUGGGACAUUCAGAUCAAAAUAAUGCCAUCGAAUGUUUAACCCAACCAGGUGGUAAUUACCCCACAACAUUUCAAUCGCUGGAAAUCGAUAAAAUCUUUAUUCAUCCCAAAUAUCCUGAAAAUUUACAUCAUGAUAUAGCACUGAUACGCCUUGAAAGUUAUGUGGAAUUUUCGCAAUUUAUACGACCAAUAUGUAUACCCUUUGAUAAUCAUCUUAAAUCUGAGAAACUGACAAAUACCUUAGCGGAAUUUGGCAGUUGGGGUGUGGGUAGUCAAUUUGAGGGAAUCAAAAGCACAACCCAAAAACUGACAAAUACCUUAGCGGAAUUUGGCAGUUGGGGUGUGGGUAGUCAAUUUGAGGGAAUCAAAAGCACAACCCAGUUCAAAAUGCCUCUGAAGAUAUGGGACACGAUGGUGUGCCGUCAAAAAUAUCGAACAACAUUUUAUGAUGUCAAUGUGAAUUAUGAUUUGUGUGCUGGCGGUGUGGAGGGUGUCGAUACGUGUUUGGGUGAUUCGGGUGGCGCCCUAAUGCAUUCAAUGCAUGCGGGUCACCGCGAAAAGAAAUAUUUUGUGAUCGGUGUUAUGUCCUAUGGCAAAAAGGAGUGUGGUCUGAAGGGUUGGCCCAGUGUUAGUGUUGAUGUUCAACGACAUUUGCCAUGGAUAUUGGCGCAUUGGAGGCAAUAA
Messenger RNA from Musca vetustissima, 1071 nucleotides. Its product is annotated as spaetzle-processing enzyme-like. Gene Ontology annotation, biological process: proteolysis. The record is from RefSeq and is a predicted model, not a curated record. Gene Ontology annotation, molecular function: serine-type endopeptidase activity. Bases 1 to 1071 code for a protein of 356 amino acids. NCBI's taxonomy places the organism in Eukaryota, Metazoa, Arthropoda, Insecta, Diptera, Muscidae. The transcript has 3 exons.